Fusarium coffeatum is the source of this 1182-nucleotide messenger RNA. RefSeq lists its product as uncharacterized. The record is from RefSeq and is a predicted model, not a curated record. The transcript is spliced from 2 exons. NCBI's taxonomy places the organism in Eukaryota, Fungi, Ascomycota, Sordariomycetes, Hypocreales, Nectriaceae. The coding region runs from base 1 to 1182 and encodes 393 amino acids.
AUGGCCGCACCUUGCAACCGACUGGCUGCAGCUUCAUUGCGAACGCUUGCUAAAUUUCCGAAUCAAUACUGUGCUCGAGUUGCCCAACCUCAUGUCGCAAUGACCUCAUGCUCGCGAUCGAGACUCUACUCCACCUCUACCGAUUCGUCUCGAUUCUCAUAUCAUGUCGCAUCUUCCUUCAUUGCAAAGGACAGACCAUACGAUCCUUCCAGUCACGUCUUUCACUUCAAUCCGUACAAUCGAAUUCAGCCUCCAAGAAACCGUCGACCUUCCGCCCGUCCCGAAUCUGGCCACGAUGCUUUCUUUGUCAGCCGGGUCAACGACUCUGGCUCGGUAGCUUUUGGCGUUGCUGAUGGUGUCGGGGGCUGGGUAGACUCUGGCGUUGAUCCUGCUGAUUUUUCCCACGGAUUCUGCGACUACAUGGCAUUGGCUGCCCACGAACACCAGACUAGCUCCGAACCUCCCUUAACGGCCAGACAAUUGAUGCAGAAGGGAUACGACGCAAUCUGCAACGACCGCAGUCUUCGCGCCGGUGGAAGCACGGCGUGCGUAGCUAUCGCAGGAGCUGAUGGAAAUUUGGAAGUUGCGAACCUUGGGGAUUCCGGCUUCCUGCAACUACGAUUGAACGGUGUUCACACCUAUUCAGAGCCUCAGACUCACGCAUUUAACACUCCUUUCCAACUAUCGCUUGUUCCUCCUAGCGUUGCUGCUCGUAUGGCGGCUUUCGGUGGCGCUCAGCUCAGCGACCUGCCCCGCGACGCUGACGUUACCCAACACUCACUCCGCCAUGGCGAUAUACUUGUUCUUGCAACCGACGGCGUUCUAGACAAUCUAUUUAACCAAGAUAUCCUCCGAAUUGCUAGCAGGGUUUUGGUUUCUACUGGGGCUUGGGUAAUGACAGAAGCUGGCGGUGUUCGUGUGGCAGAGUCACUGGAUCCUCUCGUUGAGCUCCGUGAUAACACUGAGGGCAAGCGAACAGUAACACUUCAGAGCGCACUUGCUACCGAGCUCGUGACAGCUGCCAAGCGAGCCAGUAUCAACUCGAAACUCGACGGCCCAUUUGCCAAGGAAGUUCACAAAUAUUAUCCCCAUGAGAACUGGCACGGCGGCAAAGUCGACGAUAUUUGUGUGGUGGUAGCUGUGGUCAAUGAGACUACUCCUGCUACGAAGAGCAAGCUAUGA